AUGACCGAUUACAAGGUCGCGUCAAGGGAUGAACUUUUCAGCCAACCUGCCGAUGACGUCGAUGAGGUGUACGUUCCUGAUCUAAACCUCGAGUUUGUAGAAGUUAGACAAACUAACCCAGACGUUGACGAUUCAAAUGGAAAGCAGACGUCUGAACAAGAUGAAUUCGAAUUUCCGCUCUUUUCAUUCGGAACUGCUAGCGAAAUGAGUAAUGACAAAGUAGCUGCUACUUCUAUUGACAGUUCAAAAGACAUUUCUCCCUCUAGUCUCAUGAAAGUUUCCCUCAGAGAGCCAGAUCCAGAGCGUUUUGUCCAAGAGCGGCCUCUGAACUAUUAUUUUUCGAAGUUUAGUGAUGAAGAGCGUCAGCAGUUCUUGUCAAGCGCUGUUGAUUACGAGUUUGUGUUAAACCAAGGCUGUUGUCUCAAUAAAUGGCCACAGUUUAACGGAAAGAUUCUCGAUCUAAAUAAGCGCAAUGCAGACAUUGAAUCUCUGCGGCUGCGAGCAUUGAAGAAAAAAAGAAGGAGACCAGGAAAGAAGCAACGGGACGCCAAGAAAGAGGGUGCUCUGGGUGUACUAAAGCGUCAAGAAAUCCUCAAAGAGGUAAAGAAAUUGGUCAAGAAGAAGUUUCACAAACGUGGAGGGAAAAAGAACAAGAAGAAAGAACCGAUAAAUAUCGCAAUCACAAAACCUACAAACCGUCAGAAAGUUGUUAAUUAA
Molecule: messenger RNA, 717 nt
Organism: Lachancea fermentati
Lineage: Eukaryota; Fungi; Ascomycota; Saccharomycetes; Saccharomycetales; Saccharomycetaceae
Source: the annotation of a GenBank genome assembly